Molecule: messenger RNA, 3771 nt
Organism: Syngnathoides biaculeatus (alligator pipefish)
Lineage: Eukaryota; Metazoa; Chordata; Actinopteri; Syngnathiformes; Syngnathidae
Gene: ipo9
Product: importin 9
Exons: 24
Biological process (GO): protein import into nucleus
Cellular component (GO): cytosol; nuclear envelope
Molecular function (GO): small GTPase binding
Source: RefSeq, a predicted model, not a curated record
CUGUCCACAUAGCAGGCAUGAACACUGUUCGGUCGGGUUCGGUGGCCGGCCCGGUCCAGCAGGGGCUAAAAGAGGCUCUCAUGGAGACCCUGACGGCCAUCCUGUCUCCGGUUCAAGAAGUACGCGCAGCUGCCGAAGAGCAGAUUAAAGUGCUGGAAGUGACGGAAGAGUUUGGUGUCCACUUGGCAGAACUCACAGUUGAUCCUCAAGGAGCACUCGCCAUCCGCCAGUUAGCAUCAGUCAUCCUAAAGCAGUAUGUUGAAACUCACUGGUGUUCCCACUCAGAGAAGUUCCGGCCCCCCGAAACUUCUGACCAGGCCAAAGCCGCCAUCAGGAGCUUACUGCCUAGUGGCCUGCGCGAAUCCAUCAGCAAAGUGCGUUCCAGCGUCGCUUACGCCGUGUCCGCCAUCGCCCACUGGGACUGGCCCGAGGCCUGGCCGCAGCUUUUCACCCUGCUGAUGGAAAUGUUGGUCAGCGGCGAUGUCAGCGCCGUGCACGGGGCCAUGAGGGUCCUAACAGAGUUCACUCGGGAAGUGACAGACACACAAAUGCCGCUGGUGGCUCCCGUCAUUUUACCAGAGAUGUACAAGAUCUUCACGAUGGCCGAGAUGUACGGCAUUCGCACCCGUUCCAGAGCCGUGGAGAUCUUCACCACCUGUGCCAACCUCAUCUGCGCUAUUGAGGAACUUGAAAAGGGUGCAGCCAAAGCCUUGAUCUUCCCUGUAGUGCAGCAGUUCACUGAAGCAUUUGUGCAGGCCCUGCAGAUGCCCGACGGACCCUCUUCCGACAGCGGCUUGAAGAUGGAGGUCCUCAAGGCGAUAACUGCGUUGGUUCAGAACUUUCCAAAGCCCAUGGUGUCUUCCAUGCAGCAGAUCCUGCCCAUCGUUUGGAACACGCUGACUGAAAGUUGAAAACCCUUAACUGACAUGCCCACUUAUGUCAGAACAGAAGUCAACUACACAGAGGAAGUGGACGAUCCUGUCGACUCAGAUGGUGAAGUCUUGGGCUUUGAGAACCUGGUCUUCAGCAUCUUUGAUUUUGUGCACACGCUAAUGGAGAAGAACAAGUUCAAGAGCACGGUGAAGAAGGCGCUGCCCGAGCUAAUUUAUUACAUCAUCCUCUACAUGCAGAUGACUGAGGACCAGAUCAAAGUGUGGUCGUCCAACCCUCACCAAUUUGUGGAGGACGAGGACGACGACACCCUCUCCUACACUGUGAGGAUUUCUGCUCAGGAUCUGCUGCUGGCGGUUGCUGCCGAGUUCCAGAAUGAGAGUGCGGCGGCGUUGGCGGCAGCAGCCACCAGACAGCUCCAAGAGGCGGAGCAGGCCAAAAACAGCGGGAAUGAGCACUGGUGGAAGAUCCAUGAGGCCUGCAUGUUGGCACUUGGCUCAGUCAAAAGCAUAAUCACUGAGAACGUGAAAGACGGUCGCAUCCAGUUCGACAUGCACGGCUUCUUGGCUGGUGUUGUCUUGGCUGACCUAAACCUGGCAACCGUGUCACCGUUCCUCCUUGGCCGUGCUUUAUGGGCAGCCAGUCGCUUCACUGCCGCCAUGUCGCCUGAACUCAUCCAACAGUUUUUGCAGGCCACCGUGAGUGGCCUCCACGACAGCCAGCCGCCAUCUGUGCGGGUAUCUUCGGUCAGGGCCAUCUGGGGAUAUUGUGACCAGCUGAAGUUGUCUGAGAACACGCAUAUCCUGCAGCCCUUCCUGCCCAGCAUCCUGGAGGGGCUGGUCCAGCUGGCCACGCAGUUCAACUCUGAGGUGCUGGCGCUGGUCAUGGAGACACUCUGUAUCGUUUGCACUUUCGACCCAGCCUUCACUACUAGCGCCGAGAACAAGAUCUGCCCCCUCACUAUCGCGGUGUUCCUCAAAUACAGCAACGACCCGGUGGUGGCUUCCCUUGCGCAGGGCAUCUUCAAGGAACUGUCCCAGAUCGAAGGCUGUCAGGGACCCAUGCAGAUACGGCUCAUCCCCACGCUGGUCAGCAUUAUGCAGGCCCCUACUGACAAAAUCCCGACUGGACUGUGUGCUACAGCCAUCGACACACUAACCACGGUUGUGCGCAACACCAAACCGCCUCUUUCCGAGAUGCUGGUGUGCCAGGCAUUCCCCGUAAUGGCACAGUGCACUUUACGCACUGACGACAAUACUGUCAUGCAGAACGGCGGCGAGUGUUUGCGGGCCUACGUUUCAGUCGCCUUGGAGCAGAUUGCCCAGUGGCGUGACGACCAAGGGAACAGCGGCGUGUGGUAUGUCAUGCAGGUGGUAAACCUGUUGCUGGACCCCAGGACCUCGGAGUUCACCGCCAUCUUCGUUGGAAGGCUGGUUUCCACGCUCAUCUCCCGGGCUGGCACACAGCUCGGCGAACAGCUGGACCAAAUUCUGCGAGCCAUCCUGAGCAAAAUGCAGCAAGCGGAGACUCUGAGCGUCAUGCAGUCUCUUAUUAUGGUAUUUGCCCACCUGGUUCAUUCUCAACUGGAGCCCCUGUUGGACUUCCUCUGCAGUCUCCCCGGCCCCACGGGUAAACCCGCGCUGGAAUUCGUCAUGACCGAGUGGAUGAGCAGGCAGCAUCUCUUCUAUGGACAGUACGAGGGUAAAGUCAGCACGGUGGCUCUUUGUAAGCUGCUGCAGUACAGUCUCAACACAGAUGACAAGCGUCUUCAGGACAUCAUGGUGAAGGGAGAAGAGAUAUACAACCCCGCGGAAGGAAUCCGGACUCGCUCCAAAUCAGCCAAGAAUCCGGAGCGCUGGACCAAUAUUCCUUUGCUGGUGAAAAUUUUUAAACUGAUCAUCAAUGAGCUGUCGACUGUCGUGGAGGCCAACGCCAGCCGUGCCAACCCAGCCGACUGGAGCCAAGAUUCCAGCAGCAUGUGUGAGGAGGAGGAGGAAGAAGGCGAUGAGGACGAUGAUGAUGAAGGGCUGGCAGGGCAGCUGAUAUCAGAUCUCAUUGGCUCCAACAAAUAUGACGAUGACUAUUAUGAUGACGACGAUGAGGACGAUCCCGAUGCCUUAAACGAUCCCUUAGAUCAAAUUGACCUGCAGGCAUACCUGACCGACUUCCUGACCCAGUUUUCUCAGCAGCCGUGCUACAGCAUGUUCUCAGGUCACCUCAACAACAACGAGAGACAAACGCUGCAGUCUAUUGGCCUCUAGCCCCUCUGUCCUGCUGAUCCCUGCUCUACUUCCCUUUUUCCUGUUGCCUCAUCACCAACACACACAGCAUCAAUUUCCCAGGGAGGAAGAAUGCUGAUUUUGUGCAAAAUGGCAGAGGGAAGAGAUGGACACGCGCUAAACUGCGGCGCCCUGGUUCUCCACGCCUAUAAAGGACUUUGUCCCGGUGACACUUUAGAGACUGAAUGGAAACCACAAAUGUGUUUGUGGGAGUGAGGGGGGGGUGUCAAGGGUUUCACGGUGCGCCAGGUGAGCCGUGACAUGUGUACCGUUUUCCAAUUUCUCUUUAUAAUGCUGCCUGUUUUACAUGAGCGAGACAUCCAUUGAAAAAUCACUUCCAACAGACACUGAAGAAGAAAAAACAACUUCCUGUGCUUUUGAAAAGUGGAAUAAUUAUUGGAGGCCUUAUUCUCCCAGGAAAUAUUGACUGUUAAUGAUUAUAAUGCAAUGUAAAGCUCUUAGUCCAAUUAUGUCUCGCCAUUACUGGUGGUUGUCUUUUUUUCUCCCCCCCAGCGGUGAAUUUUCACUGUUAUCAUGGUGAUACCCAGACUUGUCGUUUCUUCCGUGUUCACAAAAAUACAGGUAUUAAAAAACAUUUCUA